AUGGCUACAACUACAACUACAGAAACACUGCAAUAUGUCCAAGUUCCAGAGACCUCGGAGUCUCUGGAUUGGGCCGAUUUGAGAACUUUGGAUCUCUCAAAAAUCGAUGACCCAGAGGGCAGACGCAAGCUUGUAGCUGAGUUUAUCCAGGCCAUGCAAGACGUUGGAUUUUUCUACGUCAAAAAUCACGGAUUAAGCAGGGAGGAAAUCGACACUCAAUUCGCCUUAGCAGAGUCCGUUCUUCUCCUUCCAAAUGAAGAAAAGCUCAAGUAUCGUGCUGCACUUGAGCAAGGCGAUUACAAUGGUUGGAAGCUGGCUAGGACCCAUAAUCUUAUUCCGGGAGUCAAAGACAAUUUUGAAAUCUAUAACAUUCCCAAGUUUAUCCCUGAGCAUGCGGGGAGACAACAUCCCGAAAUUGUGAAAGAGCAUUUGGCGACGAUUGAAAAAUUCUCGAAACACAUCCAUGAAAAAAUUGUGAGGAGGCUAUUGAUUAUAUUUGCUCUCGCUCUUGAGCUAGAAGACGAAGAAUGGUUGGUGAAAAGACAUCGAUAUGAAUCGACAAGUGGCGAUCACCUCCGUUACAUGAAGUAUUAUGCCAGAAGUGACGAGGAGAACAAGAAGCUUGAGAAUGUUUGGCUGAAGGGUCAUUCGGAUAUGGGGAGUCUCACUUUGCUUUUCCGACAACCAGUGGCGGCGUUACAAGUUUUGACCAAAGACGGAAUUUGGAAAUACGUUCAGCCACAGAUGGAUGCAUUGACAGUGAAUAUUGCAGAUGCACUUCAUUUCAUGACAAAUGGCUAUCUGAAAUCCAGUAUUCAUCGAGUUGUUGCACCACCGAAAGAUCAGGCCCACGUGGAUCGACUUGGAGUCCUUUACAUGGUGAGGAUUGAGGAUGAUGCAGAUCUUGUCCCGAUUGAGGAAUCUCCAGUUCUUCGAGAAAAGGCUCUGUUAACGAACAAGAUCCUUGAUGCCGAUGGAAAGCCCGUCAAGGCAGGUGAAUGGGUUAGACAAAGAGUGAUCAAGAAUCUCGGAGAGUCUACUUCAAAGGAAGGUGAUAAUGAGGUGGUUGAAGUUGAAAUUAUCAAGGGAGUUUCUGUCAAGUAUUUUGAUUAG
Messenger RNA from Penicillium malachiteum, 1113 nucleotides. RefSeq names its product 1-aminocyclopropane-1-carboxylate oxidase. The record is from RefSeq and is a predicted model, not a curated record. Gene Ontology annotation, molecular function: dioxygenase activity. Bases 1 to 1113 code for a protein of 370 amino acids. The transcript is spliced from 4 exons. Lineage: Eukaryota; Fungi; Ascomycota; Eurotiomycetes; Eurotiales; Aspergillaceae.